GUGCCAUCUAAAUGAGGUAAAGUGUUGCCAGGAUACCUUAUAAGCAGAGACCUGGAAAAUGGAGUCAGAGAAGAAUAAAAAUAGUGAAGACAGUGAAGGGCCAAGUGUCGAUUCAAGUAAUCAAGUGGAGAGAAUCGAGGCAAGAAGAAAGAGGAUUCAAAAACGUAUUGAGGCAGCAAAGCGAGAGGCCCUCGGCGAGAAAGUUGCUGAGAAAAUAGCAAAUUACUUUGAAGAAGAGCUGCGAAAAAGCAGAAGGCAAAUUGAAGAUAGUUACCAGAGACUUCUAAAACUGAAAAAUGAUGGUUCAGAGCUUGUGAGUAAUGUCCAGGUGGCCUGCCAUGCAAGGGAAGAUAUUCGCAGAACUGAAGAAGAUGAAGUCAAAAGACAGAGGAUUGAAAAACUUGAGACAGAAGCAAAGUCUGCUGUUGACAAAUUUGAAGAGAUAACAAAGAAAUGGGAUCUAGCUUCAUCUAAGGAAACUCCACAGGAUCUACAUGAGAUGUUGGUUGAGCAAAGAACAGGAUGUGAUGCAAUGAUUGAUGAGAAGAACAAGCUGAUAAAUGAGCUGCAACAGGAUCUAAAAGCUAAGGACGAUCAAUAUGUAAAGGAUCUACGUAAGCAGGCAGAGGAUAUUGACCUGAUGAUCGAAAGAAUGGAAGAACAAGUGAAAACUUUGCUCCAAGCUUAUCAUGAAGAGCUCACACAAAUCGAGAAAUCCUUUGAUACGGAGAGGCGAGAAUUAAUUGAAAAUCAUAAAAAGAGAUGGAGUGGCUUGAUGAAUAAUAGGCACGAUAAAGAGGUGAACUACAUGGAUUCAAGGCAGCGACGCGUGGAUGAUUUCGAGAAUCAGCUGCAAAAUUUACGUGUUCAAGAUGCCGAAGAGUACAACAUGGUCAAAAUCAAGUUGGAAACGGAUGUUCAGAUACUGGAACAAAACCUGCAGCAAAUGAAAGCCACGUAUCAACUGAAUCAGGAGAAACUUGAGUACAACUUUCAGGUUCUAAAGAAGAGAGAUGAAGAAAAUACCAUCACAAAAUCGCAACAAAAACGAAAAAUAACUCGAUUACAGGAUCUGUUGAAUAAUUUAAAACAAAAGUCAAAGAAACAAGAAAAGCAGUACAGUGACGAAAACCACGCACUUACUGAAGAUUUGAAGAGAAUCACAGAACAGUACAAGGAGCUGCAAAAGAAAUUCAGGCAUUUUCAAGCAACAGAUGAAAAAAAGUUUCGUGAUAUUUGGCUGAUGAAUGAGGAGCGAGCCAAGACAUUGGUAGGAAAUGUUUUAGAACAGGACCGAAUCGUCCACGAACACCAACUCGGUUUGCAAUACGAUGAAAACGAUUUGGAUUUUUUAAAAAAUGUUGGUCCUCUACAACCAACUGGUGAGAUUAAGAAAAGGAGUGCCGCUGAACUAGUGGAAGAGAUUUUGUCCGGAGAUUCAACUAGCACCAGGACAUCAGCGUCGCAAAAAUCAGCUGCCGAAAUGUCGAUGACAACUGGAACAAGAUCUGCAGAUAAAACAAGUGAUUCUCUAAAGGAAGUGGAAGUUGUCGAAGAAGAACUUUCAAACCGGAAAAUCAAAGAGAUGCUAGAGCUUUUGUGUGACGAAGCUGGUUUUUUGGUUGAAGGAAAACUGCUAAAGCUUCUCUCACCAUUGGAGCAAGACGAGCAAUCUUUGAUGAAGCUUGAUGCAAUUUUCAGUGCACUUGGGAUCGAAACAGAGGAUGACAUCCGCCUCCUAACAAAUUACUUCUACAAAUUGGUUGAUUUGACAGAAUCAUCUACAUACCAGUUUGGUGAAAGUCAUGGAGAGGGCAACGGCAAUCAAACUGUUUUCAAAGAAGGAGCAAGUCAACCAAACAUAAAAGAAAUUCUCAUUCAUCCCAACGAAGUUUUGCAAGUCCUGCGAACUUUUGCUGAAGAUCACAGAGAGCCACACAAAGAUGCAAGGAGAACAAGCUUCAGGCUUGGUGUUGGACCAACACGUGAUGACAGUCAAGAUGAAGAUUACUGGAGGAUGUUUCCAGCAGUAAUUGGUGAAAAGAAGGAGCGAUUAUGGGAUGCAUUGAUUCAAGGGUUUGAGAAAUACAAUGAAACAUUAACUGAAAGGGCAAAGUUGAUUCAAACGACUACUGGUUUGAGACAGCAAAACUCUGAGUUGCGCAUGUUACUACACCAGUACAUAAACUCUAGGAUAAACCAGGAGCUGGAGAUCCCACCUACAAAAGUUUUACAGAUAGAUGGAAAAUGAGCCUAAAUACAAAAGACACUACUCAGGACACUGUAUAUGUGAAUAUUUUGUACAAUAAAAUGCUACAAGUAAGAAAAAUGCAAAUCAUGCAACCAAAAUGGUCUUUGAAUGCUCAUUAAAUGCACACUUUGCCAGCUCUCUUUUGUUCCUCAGUAAGCAAUUUAUCCAAAGAAUGUUUAUAAAAUAAGCUUCUCAAAAAUUCACUUUAUAUCUUUAAACUUUUGAAGCUGCUAGCAAAGUUUUAGAGAAUAUUUAUGUUAAAUUUUUAUAGCAAAAAAAGAAUUUUUGACUUUGAAUUAUUAAUACACCCCCCUCUAAUAAGCCCCUUUUCUUUAAAGCACCCCUCUUUGACUGAAAAAAUUAAGAAGCCCCCCUUAGGCUUAAUAGAGCUUGUACGGUAUGUUAUUUUUACAUAAAGAUACCCUUGAAGCUUUGCUUUGGAAACAUAACUUUCUAUCACAGUUGAAAUAAUGCCUAGUUUCAAUGAUGUUACACCAUGAAGGGUUUUCCUUCAUUGCUUUUAAAAAGUUCUGGCCAGGACUUAUAGUAUUGUUCUUUAAUGAACUUAAACUUUGACUGUCAGUUAGCUCUGGUAUGCCUUUGGUGUGAGUAGAAGCGAAUCUGCAUCUAGAAAAGAAGAAUUUAUUGUAUUUGGAUAGAUAAGGCAGACAAUUUACAGCAAAAGAUUUAUUUUGAAAAAAACAAUUAGCAUGGAAA
Rhopilema esculentum is the source of this 2968-nucleotide messenger RNA. RefSeq names its product dynein regulatory complex protein 1. The record is from RefSeq and is a predicted model, not a curated record. Gene Ontology annotation, biological process: axonemal dynein complex assembly; cilium-dependent cell motility; regulation of cilium movement. Lineage: Eukaryota; Metazoa; Cnidaria; Scyphozoa; Rhizostomeae; Rhizostomatidae. Gene Ontology annotation, cellular component: axonemal dynein complex; axoneme.